Phycomyces blakesleeanus NRRL 1555(-) is the source of this 411-nucleotide messenger RNA. RefSeq lists its product as hypothetical. Lineage: Eukaryota; Fungi; Mucoromycota; Mucoromycetes; Mucorales; Phycomycetaceae. The transcript has a single exon. The annotation marks the transcript as partial. The record is from RefSeq and is a predicted model, not a curated record.
AUGAAAUCCCGUUUGUGUUCUUCUGCAAGAAAUCUCCCUGGUGUUCCUAGUACAUGGAAUCGCCCAAGUGUUCCUUGCGCAGGAAAACACCCUGGUGUUCCUUGUACAUGGAAUCGCCCAAGUGUUCCUUGCGCAGGAAAUCGUCCUGGUGUUCCUUGUACAUGGAAUCGCCCAAGUGUUCCUUGCGCAGGAAAACACCCUGGUGUUCCUAGUACAUGGAAUCGCCCAAGUGUUCCUUGCGCAGGAAAACACCCUGGUGUUCCUUGUACAUGGAAUCGCCCAAGUGUUCCUUGCGCAGGAAAUCUCCCUGGUGUUCCUAGUACAUGGAAUCGCCCAAGUGUUCCUUGCGCAGGAAAACACCCUGGUGUUCCUAGUACAUGUAAUCGCCCAAGUGUUCCUUGCGCAGGAAAU